This is a messenger RNA of Drosophila miranda, 816 nucleotides long. RefSeq names its product inhibitor of Bruton tyrosine kinase-like. The transcript is spliced from 3 exons. Bases 77 to 811 code for a protein of 244 amino acids. Gene Ontology annotation, molecular function: protein binding. The record is from RefSeq and is a predicted model, not a curated record. Lineage: Eukaryota; Metazoa; Arthropoda; Insecta; Diptera; Drosophilidae.
UCGAUAAAACUGAUUUCAACUGCAUAUUCCACUUACUUGAACGAAUUAUUGCGGCGAAUUAUUGUGAAAUAUCUGCAUGUCAACAGCCAAGGCCCAGGAAUAUGACUGCACUGCCAAGUGUACAUGUCGCCAACAUGGAAACAGCACUACAGCCGCACUCACAAAGCGCUCAAUCGACAAUCAAAAUCUGGGAGCGUUCAUCUUCAAGACCUGCGGAAAUUUCGCCAACAUCAUAGAUGACCUGGGCCGCUCAGCUGUGCACAUGUCAGCUUCGGUGGCGCGAUAUGAGAUUCUGGAGUGGCUUUUGAACCACGGAGCGUACAUUAACGGACUCGAUUACGAGUCUGGCAGUAGUCCCUUGCACAGGGCCUUGUACUAUGGCUCCAUAGACUGUGCUGUGCUUCUGCUGCGCUAUGGGGCAAGUCUGGAACUGCUAGACGAUGACACACGGUUUCCGCUGCAAGCCAUCUGCCGCAAGUGCGACGAAGAUUUCACCACAGAGUCUCAGAACGAUGUUCUCGUCUGGGGCUCCAAUAAGAACUAUAACCUCGGCAUUGGCAACGAGCAGAACACCAAUGCUCCUCAGGCAGUGGAUUUCUUUCGGAAGUCCAACAUCUGGAUAGAGCAAGUAGCAUUGGGAGCCUAUCACAGUCUUUUUUGCGACAAGAAGGGUCAUCUCUAUGCCGUCGGCCAUGGCAAGGGUGGACGUCUGGGCAUUGGUGUGGAGAACAGCUUGCCGGCGCCGAAGCGUGUGAAGGUCUCUUCGAAGCUGAACGACGAUUCCAUCAUGUGCAUAAGUGUCUCCCGAUAACACUC